Molecule: messenger RNA, 897 nt
Organism: Necator americanus (New World hookworm)
Lineage: Eukaryota; Metazoa; Nematoda; Chromadorea; Rhabditida; Ancylostomatidae
Exons: 9
Coding region: 1-897 (298 amino acids)
Biological process (GO): homophilic cell-cell adhesion
Cellular component (GO): plasma membrane
Source: RefSeq, a predicted model, not a curated record
AUGCUGUUGCAAUUUUUAUUCAGAUUUCUGGUUACCACUGUGGUCACAAUCUCGGCCAAUACCGUUGCGCUAGGCAACUUGGCGGUAGUAAUUCGAGGCGAAGGAGUUCUAUCCACUGACGAAAAUCCGAUCAAAGCUCCCACAUCCGAUUUAUGGUGCCAAGCUAGAAAGGAUGGUGAGAUUCAACAAAUCGCAUGGGCUCGAUUUAUACGAACGAAGGAUAGAAAAGUUUUAGAGGCACAAAUAGAUCCUGAUAACCGACGGGCUCGACUUAUUUUCGGUGAUGCAUCGGCAGCGGAUUCCGGAAAAUAUCGUUGUGAAAUUCGAAUCGAUGAAGGAGAACUGGUAUUCGGAAAUAUGUUCGCAUAUUCACGUCCUGUGGUACACACGAACUCGUCCGAGACGAUGAAAGUCUCGCCUUCCGAUCCUACCCUUGUUAUCGCUCCAACAAUAUCUCUCGCCAAAGAUUCCAAUGCUCACCUUGUCUGCCCGAUUCAUGCAUAUCCACAUCCUAACGUUGUUUGGUAUAAGGAUGGAAUACCACUUGAAGCCUCAGCAAAAAUUAUACUCCACAAAAACACACUCGAAAUAAAUGGUUUAGAAGACGGGGACGCUGGUAUGUACAGAUGUGUCGCCUCGAACCAAUUUCCUAUCUACGUGGAUGGGCCUGAACAAGAAUUUGAGGUGAAAGUCGACCGGGAGUUGAAGAUCAGUGGAAGUUACGGAUGGUUGCUACCUCUUAUAGUCAUAUUCGUCAUUUUACUUCUUCUUUUCAUCAUUAUUUACUCUUGUCAAGCAUGUAAGCGAUAUAAGGCGGAUCAAUAUCACGUGGCCGAAAGAGAACGAAACUAUCGAAAUGUUGAGGAUCAACGACUGACCGACAACAAGAAUUACUAG